This is a messenger RNA of Aspergillus tanneri, 1128 nucleotides long. Its product is annotated as WD40 repeat domain-containing protein. Lineage: Eukaryota; Fungi; Ascomycota; Eurotiomycetes; Eurotiales; Aspergillaceae. Gene Ontology annotation, molecular function: protein binding. The record is from RefSeq and is a predicted model, not a curated record. The transcript is spliced from 4 exons. Bases 1 to 1128 code for a protein of 375 amino acids.
AUGUCGCGCUCCUCUCACACAGAUGACUUCUUCCAGACCACGGCGGCCCUUGACGAGCAGAAGCGAAAAGACGCCAAAUCUCGAAAUACCAAUGGAUCCCCUAUCAAGCUACAGAGUAAAAUACUGGCGAUCCAAGCCGACCCAGUGGACGCAGGUGCAGUGUUUGUGGCUCAGAGUGGUGGCACCGUGAGGAGGAUCAUACCCGAAACAGGGGAAACUACCGCCGUUUAUACGGGACCAUCGGCUCCCAUCACGAGCCUCUGCUUCAGCCCCGAUGGCCGGUCCUUGUUUGCUGGGAGUUGGGAUAAACUCGUGUGGAGCUGGGAUGUGGCCUCAAGGGAGCCAAAAUUGAAAUACGAGGGUCAUACAGACUUUGUGAGAUCGGUCGUGAGCACCAGAUUUCGUGGCCAGGAUGUUCUGAUUUCAGGAGGGGCCGAUGCCCAAAUCUUGGUCUUCGAUAUCGCCAGUGGGCAGAGGAUCGCGGUCAUGAAAGGCCACGCGAAGGGCAUUCAGGACCUGGCUAUCGACCCCGUCUCGCUGGACUCAGAGGACCAGGGACCGGUCGUGUUUAGCGCUGGCAGUGACCGCGAAAUCCGACAAUUCCACCUUUCCCAGGGCACUACCGACCUCACCGGUACCGAAGCUCUGUUAGCCCACGAUACGAACGUUUACAAACUGUUCUUCGAUCGAGAUGCCGACCUAUGGACUGCAUCCGCGGACAAAACCACCAAAUGCCUCGUGAGAGAAGACGGGUGGAAGCCCAACCUGACACUGAGCCAUCCGGAUUUUGUCCGAGAUGUCGUGGUAUACGAACAGGGCGGGUGGAUCGUCACUGCAUGUAGAGAUGAGGAGGUUCGAGUUUGGAAUAGAUCAACCGGCCAACUCUACCAUACCUUUUCGGGUCAUUACGAGGAGGUCACUGGGCUUGCUCUUGUAGGGUCGACGGUCGUCAGCGUCAGUAUCGAUAGCACCAUUCGACAGUGGUCGUUGAAGCCCGAUGACCUCCAGAGCGCUGUGGAAAGGGCGAAGAAGACCUCAUCGGAGGAGGACGAGCAACAGCCGAACCCAGACUCCAUGCUAACGGAGGAUGAAGAGCGAGAACUGGCCGAGUUGAUGGGGGAGGACUGA